UUUAGUAGUAAUCCUCCUUUCUAGGUGCCUUUCUCUCUUCUGCACAUGUUUUAGGUCUCUCUUUCUCUCUCUCUCUCUCAUUCCUUCUUCUUCUUCUUCAAAGUUUGAGCCUAAAACCAUGGCAAAAUCAAAAUCCUAAAAAACCCACCAUUUCCAUCCUUCUAAAUCUUAAUUAGUCUUGACCAGCUAUCUCACCAUGGGUAAAAAAGGAGGUUCUUCAUGGCUGUCACUAGUUAAAAAGGCCUUCAGCUCCCCAAGUAAGGUACCUGCAGAUACAAAGAUCAGCAACCGGAGGAAGGAUCAACACGACCAAGGAGAAGAAGAAGAAGAUAAACAGAAGAGAGAGAAGAAAAGAUGGUUGUUUAGAAGACCUACUUGUGGGCAUUCUGCUAACCCAAAGCUGAGCAACACUGCUACUACUACUACUACUAAUACAGACUCUUCUAAUCUGUCUGCUGAGCAAAGGCAUGCCAUUGCAGUUGCAGCAGCCACCACUGCUGCAGCUGAGGCAGCGGUUGCAUCUGCUCAGGCUGCCGUUGAGAUUAUCCGCUUGACCAGACCACCUCUUCCCAUUUCUGUGCAAAGGAGGGAACACUAUGCUGCAACAGUAAUCCAGACAAUUUUCAGGGGAUACCUAGCAAGAAGGGCUCUACAAGCACUGAGGGGAAUUGUGAAGCUCCAAGCUUUGGUUAGAGGACACAAUGUAAGGAAACAAGCAAAAUCAACAAUGAAAUGCAUGGAGGCUCUGCUUCGUGUGCAGAGUCGGGUGCGUGAUCAACGUGCUAGGCUAUCACAUGAAGGGAGUAGAAAGUCCAUGAUUGCUGCUGAUUCCAACAGCCAGUGGGAGUCCUCCAAGUAUCACUCCUCUCAAGACUUUCGAGAUAGGAAGUCAAUGUCAAGAACAAGAAGUAGCUUGGCAGAUGAUUGGGAUGAAUGCCCACAAACCCUUGAACAGCUCGAUGCUCUUCUACAGGCAAGAAAAGAAGCUGCCCUUAGGCAUGAAAGAACAGUGGGUCGUGCCAUGUCUCAACAGGCUUGGGAUGGACGAGGCCUAUCUGCAGAAGGUAUAGAAAGAGAGAUUGAGGAAAGAGCAAAUUGGCUUGAUCAAUGGAUGGCAUCAAAGCAAUGGGAGAAUUACAGUAGAGACUCAAGUGACAGAAGAGAGCCUAUAAAGACAGUUGAGAUGGACAUGUCCAUGCCCCAUCGCUAUUCCAGUUCUUCUGUCCAAAGACCACAAUCACCCCAUAUUCAGAAUCAGAGACAACUUGCUUCCCCUCGUCAUAGAUCUGCACAUCAUCAACCAACUGUUUCACCUUCUCCUUCUAAAAUAAGACCCCUUCAGGUCCGUUCAGCAAGCCCCAGGUGCUUCAGGGAGGAACAAAGCUUCUCAACAGCUAAUAAUACCCCGAGUUUGGUAACCACCCGCCGGUUAAGCAGUUACUUACCUAGGCAAUCAGAAACAUCUUCUAGUGCUGCAAUACCCAACUACAUGACUGCGACAGAAUCUGCCAAAGCUCGGCUCAGAUCACAAAGUGCCCCACGACAGAGGCCAGCAACACCCGAGAGGGAAAGAAGCACAUCAGCAAAGAAACGUCUCUCUUACCCUGUUCCUGAACCAUACUAUAAUAGUGCUGGGAGAAACUUGAGAAGCCCAAGUUUCAAGAGUGUUCAAGCAGGCUAUGUUGGAAUGGAGCUAGGAUCAAAUACAUCAUGCUAUACAGAAAGCAUUGGAGGUGAACUGUCUCCUUGUUCUACUACUGAAUUAAGAAGGUGGUUCAAAUAGGAAACUCUAAAUGGAGCUUAGUUACAGAUGGUUAUGGUAGCAAAUUAAAUGUUAUGAUGAUGAGAAUGUAUUCUUUUUUUGUGUUUCCUUGUGUUAAGUUAGUACCAAAACAAUGAUCCAUAAGACAAGACACAAGCACAGGCUUGUGAUUGCAGGACUUCAAAACUUCCAACAUUUAAAUUUCCAUUAGAAUACCACCAGCUAAUUAGACAAAAAAAUCAGUUAGCUUUGCU
Impatiens glandulifera is the source of this 2016-nucleotide messenger RNA. RefSeq names its product protein IQ-DOMAIN 17-like. Lineage: Eukaryota; Viridiplantae; Streptophyta; Magnoliopsida; Ericales; Balsaminaceae. The transcript is spliced from 5 exons. The record is from RefSeq and is a predicted model, not a curated record. The coding region runs from base 197 to 1783 and encodes 528 amino acids. Gene Ontology annotation, molecular function: protein binding.